UACCUUUGCUUGUCAAUGGUGCUGUACUCUCAGGGGUCUGCCAGUUUUACCCUUAGCUGUAGGUAAGAGUACAUUUCUGUACCUUAAAGGGUACAAUUACAAGGGUACAGCCCCCGUGACAGGCAAAGGUACACAUUUUUACCCUUUUUCUGAGAGUGUGGUUAGAGUCAUAUUUGUACUUUACCCAGAGGCUGUGCCAUAUGCACUCGGUGCAGUCGUGCAUUUUCUGGCAGGUAGAUGACUGCACAUCCUCAGGCGUAAUGGCGUGUGGGCUGGUAGUGGGACCUGCAUGCUUGGGCUAGAUUUACUGUCGAGAAAAAGCCAUGCAAAAGCCUGAUCAUACGCCUGUUUACCUGCGUGCCGGUGAAGGACUUCUGUUCUCAGUGUGCAAACGUGUUUACACUAAUGCAAUAAGAUUGACUAUCAGCGUCAUUUCAUGAUACAGAGCUCCCGUUACUGCCGGCCAAGCCCCCGCUCUCUCGAAGCCCAAGUGCUACAUCCCCCAUGGUGACGACCCUGACAUCCACUGUUCCUGGGAGCCUGCGGACAGGUCACUGUCUCCUCAAAAGUAUGUCAUUCACUGGAUGCAAGAUGACACAGGCAGGAAGAGAGAUGCAGGCGACUCGGGGGGAAUCAUCCCCCGCGCCAGCUUCCGCAGUCAUCAGCACAUGUGUGUGUGGGUCACUGCCGGGGGCGUCUCCGUGGGAGAGGAGGUCUGCUUCAACACCGCUGACAUCGAACAGCCUCGUGCCCCUGAGGUGUUAAACCACACACUGCAGCCUUUGGCAAUCAUCUGGCAGGUUCCAUGCAGUGAAAUGGACUUGUUACUCUGUGAGGUUCAGUACCGCAUUCAGGGUGAGGAAGGCUGGAUUAAGGGCAAUGACGAUGUCCAGGACACAUUUAUGCUGGAAGACGUGCAGCCGUUCAGCAUGUAUGAGUUCAAGGUCAGAUGUAGUUGCUCAAAUGUAGUCGGGGCUCCCUCAAGUGGCUGGAGCAACAGCUACAUGGUGCGGAGCGCUGAAGCAGCGCCUGUCGGAGUUCUUGAUAUGUGGAUCCAUUGUGGGGAGUCCAGUGACCAUGCAGACUGCAACCUAGUAUGGAAGGAACUGCCCCGGCAUCUUGCUCGGGGAGAAGUCACAAGAUACACAUUAACAAUGGAGAAUGAGACCAGGGGCAUUUCUGCAGCGGAACUCAAGCCGAUGGAGGGGAUCCUGGGUGCUGUAACAGAGAACCGAAGCAGAUGCUGCUUUUACCCGUCACCGCUUUCCCUGCGCAGCGUAACUGCAGUACACCUCACUGCCAUCAACUCGAAGGGAGCGACAGAGCCCACAUAUCUGGCCCUCCCCUCCCCUGGUCAAACUCCAGAUCCACUGUACAAUCUGUCCAUUAAUGUCACCAUGGUGGAACAUGAGUGGAAACUCAAGGUGUCCUGGAAUUCGCCCCCGGAGGUCGUAGAUGAAUAUGUGCUGCAGCUUGAUGAAGUCUGCCCCCCCCAGAGGUUUGACUGGAUAAAAGUGAAUCAGUCAGGAGACACGGUGAUGGAAGGUGACUUUAGGAAUUACACCCCAUACAAUCUUUCCCUGUUUGGCAUCUCCUCAAACCGUAGACGCCUCUUGGCAAUGACCACUGUGUACACCGUCCAGCAUGCUCCUCCAAAAGUGAAAAGAUUCCAGGUGUCCAGAUUAUCCUCCUCAGAGGUGACUUUGACUUGGCAGAAGAUCCCGGUCUUCGAGAGUGGAGGAGUCAUCUUGAAGUACAGACUGGGAUUCUUCAAUGAAACACCAGAAUACGAGGUUCACCACAGCACGGACAGCUACACCUUCUCAGGCCGGCAGCAGGGCCGCAACCACAUGGCCUGGAUCUAUGCGGAAACGGAAGCUGGCCCGGGACCCCCGAAUACCAUCAACUUCUUCAUCCCAGCCUCCACUGAUGUUUUUAAAGUGGUCUUAAUUACGGUUUCCCUUGCUGGAGUGCUGUGUCUGUUCGGGUGUUGCGGGCAUCGGAGAGUGUCCUGCUCUUGGUGCCAUGACAAAGUACCUGACCCAAACAACAGUCGCCUGUUCAAACCUGACCAGAAUAUAGGCAUUUGGGAAAGUUUAGGUUCCCCUGAGUCCAACCAGAACCUGUCCUGUCUGGAAGUGAUUGAGACGGAAGACUUUAAAGGCAAGGACUUUCCAGAGGAGGAGAACACACCCAGUGUACACCUGGAGAAUGAAGUGGAGGAGGAGCAGAUUUCAGAGGAUGGUGAAGACACGGCUAUGGCCCAUUCUGCCGCGAGGAACGUGGCUGGAGACCCAGGCAGUGGAGUGAACAGCUACAGCGAGAUGAAUGACAGAGAAGGCGCAGAAGUAGAUGGUGCGAGUCUGGAGGAGACGUUCUUCCCAGACUACGAGAAGCACUUCAUGCCCUGCCCAUGUGAUAUGUCGUCUUAAGCCCACUACUGGUACCUGGAAUGAGGAAGGCGAAUGACUGUACAGCACAAAGCAUUUCGACAACAGAACACUGACACAAUGCCUGUAACUUCAUCUUUUCUAUUUGUUUUGCUGCUUGUUUGCUUUAUUUAGUAAAUAUGUCACAUUUUUGGUAAGAGUUUUAUGUGUUAUUAAGAAAGUAUUACGUAAAUGUUGCAUACAACUUUGCCAAAUAUCUGUUAGCACCGAGUAAUACAUGGCAAUUGUGCACUCGCACAUUCACUUCAUACGGGUUUCACACCUAUACUGAUGCAACUAAAGGUUUUCCAAUUUGGUGCAAUGACUGAGCCACUCAAAUAGCAAACUGAAAGCUUUACUUUGUGAUAAGCUGACUUGAAACAGAAGCAAUAGGCCUCAGUACUUGGAUGUCUUCACACUGGUAUUAUGUGUCACAUUUGUAAAUGACACCUGGCCAAGAUCGGCCCCAAAGUAUCUUAAAGCUGUUGUGAACUUUAAAGAAAAACACACUCUAUGUCUGUUUAUUGCAUCAUUCCAAUAAACUAUAUCCAUAUGAUGAAUGAUUACUAUAUCAUUA
Paramormyrops kingsleyae is the source of this 3006-nucleotide messenger RNA. It is a transcript of the gene il12rb2l, whose product is annotated as interleukin 12 receptor, beta 2a, like. The record is from RefSeq and is a predicted model, not a curated record. Lineage: Eukaryota; Metazoa; Chordata; Actinopteri; Osteoglossiformes; Mormyridae. Gene Ontology annotation, molecular function: protein binding.